UCUUUGCUUGGCUCAGAUAACAUCCCCGAGGACCUCAGGGACCCCUUUUACAUCGACCAGUAUGAGCAGGAGCACAUCAAACCACCUGUCAUCAAGCUCCUGCUGUCCAGCGAGCUGUACUGCCGCGUCUGCAGCCUCAUCCUGAAAGGGGACCAGGUGGCUGCCUUACAGGGACACCAGUCUGUCAUCCAGGCCCUGUCCCGGAAAGGGAUUUACGUGAUGGAGAGCGAUGACACCCCGGUGACGGACCCCGACCUCAGCCGUGCACCCAUCAAGAUGAGUGCCCACAUGGCCAUGGUGGACGCCCUCAUGAUGGCCUACACCGUGGAGAUGAUCAGCAUCGAGAAGGUGGUGGCCAGCAUCAAGCGCUUCUCAACAUUCAGUGCCUCGAAAGAGCUUCCAUACGACCUGGAGGAUGCCAUGGUGUUCUGGGUCAACAAGGUAAAUCUUAAAAUGAGAGAGAUAACAGAGAAAGAAGUUAAGUUAAAACAGCAGUUGUUGGAAAGUCCAGCCCAUCAAAAGGUGCGCUACCGCCGAGAGCACCUGUCCGCAAGGCAGCCGCCCUACUUCCCGUUGUUGGAGGAUCUGAUGAGAGACAGCAGUGAUGGGGCUGCUCUCUUGGCUGUGGUCCACUACUACUGCCCAGAGCAGAUGAAACUGGAUGAUAUAUGCUUGAAGGAGGUAACGUCGAUGGCUGACAGUCUGUAUAAUAUUCGGCUUCUGAGAGAAUUCUCAAAUGAAUAUCUUAACAAAUGCUUUUAUCUCACCUUAGAAGAUAUGCUGUAUGCUCCCUUAGUGUUGAAGCCGAAUGUUAUGGUUUUUAUUGCUGAACUAUUCUGGUGGUUUGAGAAUGUCAAACCAGAUUUCGUUCAACCCAGGGAUGUUCAGGAGCUGAAAGAUGCUAAAACAGUGUCACACCAAAAAAGCAGUCGGCCUCCUGUUCCUAUCUCCAAUGCCACCAAGCGCAGCUUCCUGGGCAGCCCCGCGGCAGUGAACGUGGCCGACCUGCAGCCCCCUGCUCCGCUGCCGGCCGAGGGCUGUCACAGGCACCACCUGCACCCCGAAGAGUCUGAGCAUCUGGGGAAAGGGCCUUCUGCUUUUAGCCCGUCACAUCCUUUAUUGCCACUGAGACAGAAACAGCACAAGACGAUGCAGGGAGAGGGGUCCCCCGAUCAGCGACACCGAUCUAAUUCUUUAACUCGAGUCGAUGGUCAGCCACGCAGUGCAGCAGUAGCCUGGCCGGAAAAAAAAAACAGGCCUGUGUCUCAGCCAGCACCCUUUGCUCUUCAUCAUGCUGCGAGCUGCGAUGUGGACCCCGGCUCUGGAGACAGCGUCAGCUUGGCCCGCUCCAUCAGCAAGGAUAGUUUGGCAUCCAAUAUCAUUAAUGUGACCCCACAGAACCAGCCACACCCCACCGCCCUGAAGACCAAUGGGAAAAGCCUCCUGAACAAUGUCGAUAUUGAGGACGAGGAUGAAGAGCUCGUGGCCAUCAUUAGCACGGAUGUGGCUCCCCAUGGCGGUGACCCGGGCCUGAUGGCAAGUGCCAGAUCUCCCCAGAGGCUGGCGGACACCUUAGAAAGUAAAUCUGACAGUUUCUUCUUGGAGCCAUUGAUGCCGGCCGUGCUUAGGCCAGCCAAAGAGAAGCAGACGAUUACCAAGGAGGAUGAGUGCGGAGAAGGGCGGCCAAGGAGCUUCACGUCCAAGAGGUCCAGCGAGGGCCACCAGCCUCUGCUGCGGAAAAAGGCGUCCAGUGGUCACGUCAGUCGAGACUUGAAUAGAACUUUCACCCCGAUCUGUUCAGAACUUCCUGUGGGUUUGGACCCUGUGCCCACAGAGGUGGGGCCGCAGGUGGUGGGGGAAGCCCGCGAUAGGCCUCUGGCCAGUGGCAGUUUCGAUCCUUUCUCUCAGGGACAGUCUGCCGAUGGCUUCUUCCUUCAUGUAGCCAGAGCCGACGAAGACACGGAGGGCAGGUUCUAUGUCAGCUGUGCAAGAAGCCCCAGCGCCCACGAUCCAGAGCCGUGGACCGUCCUGAGGCAGGACUCCGACUCGGACGUCGCAGAUCUAGAGGAAGCCGAGCACGAUUUACUUGGCGAGGACCACGCGGUGGCGGUCACUAAGUAUGUUGGUGAGGAAGAGUCGGCAAAACUGCAGGAGGACCUGAAAGUGAAAGAGCACGAGGACAAGGACGAUGCCAGUGGCCGCUCCAGCCCGUGUCUCAGCACCGUCUCUCAGGUCAGCAGCGUCUCCAUGGCGAGCGGGAGCGUGAAGAUGACCAGCUUUGCGGAAAGGAAGCUCCAGAGGCUCAACAGCUGUGAAACCAAGUCCAGCACCAGCAGCUCCCAGAAGACCACGCCCGAUGCCUCGGAGAGCUGCCCAGCCCCCCUGACGAGCUGGAAGCAACGGAGAGAGCAGAGCCCGAGCAGGCAGAGUAGGGAUCACGCCAGCCUCCUGGCUUCUGAGCUGGUGCAGCUCCACAUGCAGCUGGAGGAGAAACGGAGGGCCAUCGAAGCGCAGAAGAAGAAGAUGGAGGCUUUGUCCGCCCGGCAGCGACUGAAGCUGGGGAAGGCGGCCUUCCUGCACGUGGUCAAGAAGGGCAAGGCCGAUGUUGUCCCCCAGCCGCUUAAACCAGAGAACUUCACUAGAGAAUAUUCUCAGCACAACGGAGAGGGCUUUGAUGGUGGUCUUCCUAAAAUGGAAGAAUUUCUUGUUAAGGAAGAGGGGAGAGAAGAUCUCCUCAGUGAGUCUCCAGAUGUGGACAAGGAAAGCCUGGCUUUCAUUCAGCAGCAUAAACCGAAAGACCCUGUGGCUCUCCAGGACCUGGAGAAGCACAAGGCGCUCUCUGCUGCUCUCCUGGAAGAUAGCACUGCUGAGGUGGGAGACGUGGGCGAGUGUGACCUUUCGAUCGAGAAACUAAACGAGACCAUCAGCACACUGCAGCAGGCGAUUCUGAGGAUUUCUCAGCAGCAAGAGCAGCUGCUUAUGAAAUCCCCCACAGCACCAGCUCCAGGUUCUAAAAACAACUCCCAGGACCAGAGAGUCAAGGCAGCCAUCCACUUCGUCGAGCCGCUCUCUCCAACUGGAGUGACGGGUCACCGCAAACCCCCUCGUCUUGGUCAGGGUCGGAAUUCCCGUUCAGGAAGACCAGCCGAGCUGAAGGUCCCAAAAGACAGACAGCAGGGUUCCUCCCGAAGCAAGACCCCGACGCCCAGUAUAGAGACCCUCCCCCACUUACGGUCCUUCUCCCCUCGGACACCCUCCGAUCUUGGCUGGGACAGCGGUGCUGACCCUGGGAGUGACUCUCAUGAGAAGUGCUUCUUUGACAGUUACAGGCUCCAUGAUGAAAGCAACCAACGGACAUUUGUCUUGUCCUCCUCCAAAGAUGCAAACGUUAUAUCGGAACAAAUGAGCUUCAAAGAAGCUCUGGAUGACAGUGAGAAGGAGGCGGGGCUCAGUGCCCCGGCUAUCUCCGGGAAGGAGAACGUGCCUGUGGAUGAGCCCCCGAGGAGCAAGGCCAGCCUCAUCGAGGUGGACCUCUCAGACCUGAAGGCCCCCAACGAGGGCGGAGAGACGGAAGGCCACGAGACCUCCGUGGACCUCAACACUGAAGGCGACCAGAAGCCAGGAGUUGGCUUCUUCUUCAAGGAUGAGCAGAAGGCAGAAGACGAGCUUGCCAAGAAGCGGGCAGCCUUCCUCCUGAAGCAGCAGCGCAAGGCUGAGGAGGCUCGUAUGCGGAAGCAGCAGCUAGAAGCAGAAGUUGAGCUCAAGAGAGAUGAGGCCAGGCGUAAAGCUGAAGAAGAUCGGAUUCGGAAGGAGGAGGAGAAGGCACGGCGAGAACUCAUCAAACAGGAAUACCUGCGCAGGAAGCAACAACAGAUUUUAGAAGAACAAGGACUGGGAAAACCUAAAUCUAAGCCAAAAAAGCCGCGGCCAAAGUCAGUCCAUCGGGAGGAGUCGUGUAGCGAUUCAGGAACCAAGUGCUCCUCAACUCCUGAUAACCUGAGCCGGGCCCAGUCGGGCUCCAGCCUGUCCUUGGCCUCUGCAGCUACAACAGAGCCCGAGAGCGUCCACUCAGGGGUUGCGCCUUCCCAGCGCAGAGUCGAGUCACUGGAAGCCCUGCCCAUAUUAAGCCGCAAUCCCAGCAGGAGCACAGACAGAGACUGGGAGACGGCAUCUGCAGCGUCCUCCCUCGCCUCGGUGGCCGAGUACACAGGUCCCAAACUCUUCAAGGAGCCCAGUAGCAAAUCCAACAAACCGAUCAUUCAUAAUGCUGUGUCCCAUUGCUGUCUGGCAGGAAAAGUGAACGAACCUCAUAAGAAUUCAAUAUUAGAGGAGCUGGAGAAGUGUGACGCCAAUCACUACAUCAUACUGUUUCGUGACGCUGGCUGCCAGUUCAGGGCACUUUACUGCUACUAUCCCGACACUGAAGAAAUCUACAAAUUAACUGGCACGGGGCCAAAGAGCAUUACCAAGAAAAUGAUCGACAAACUGUACAAAUACAGCUCAGACCGGAAACAGUUUAACCUGAUCCCAGCCAAAACCAUGUCUGUCAGUGUGGACGCUCUCACUAUCCACAACCACCUGUGGCAACCCAAGCGGCCUGCAGCGCCAAAGAAGACCCAGACUCGGAAAUGACGCGGGUGCAGGCCGAGAGUCUGAAGGAUGUGCCGAAGGGAUCGGUAUUUAUUAUUUUCAUCCGUUUGGGUACGAAGUGUGCAAAAUCACGGACCUUUUUCAAAGAGGCUUCUAAACAACAAAAGAAAAUUCUCCCUCAGCUCCCAGCACACAGAGAAUGCCAGGUGGAGUGAGAAAGGAGGAAGAAACGCCAUUUUCAGUGGCUCCGGCUGCUGUGGUCCCUGGUAGCCACGGAGGCCUCAGACGGCGGAUGUGCGUGGAGGCGGUGGAUUCCUUUUACUUGAAGUUCUCCUUCAGUGUAAAUUAAGUGAUUUCUUCUGCUCUCGCGCCUCUCACCUCGCCCCCUUUUGCACAUGACCUGAUGCCCUCGUGUUGGCCAGCUGUAAUCUCUGAGAUUACAGGACUGAGACUCGGGUCUCAGGUCACGGUGUUCGAAUGUCUUUAGGAAAGGAACUCGUGUUGGGGAAAUCUUUUUCAUUUGAGAAAUUGUAUGAUAUUUAUUGAUUGUGUCUACUGCCAACGUUUAUAUCCAAUUCUAAGAUUUCUGAAAAAACUCUUGUUCCUUGCUGCUCAGAAAAAGUUUACUGAAACUACCAGUUCACUAAAAGCACUGAAAUCUGCAAAGUCUGUCUUCUGCUAAAAUAAGGUUUACAGAUACGAUACAGAGCUGACCUUGCUGCCCCGCAAUCAUGAGGAUGGAGGAUGGUACUAUUAGCUGGCGUUUGCCUAACUGAAAACGGCAAGUUGAGCAGAUGACAGCCCUCGUUGGUUACGUUUUGGGUAGUACUCUAAUAAUUUGUUCACUUUAAUAAAGACAGAUUUUGGUAAAGUA
Ceratotherium simum simum (southern white rhinoceros) is the source of this 5464-nucleotide messenger RNA. The record is from RefSeq and is a predicted model, not a curated record. NCBI's taxonomy places the organism in Eukaryota, Metazoa, Chordata, Mammalia, Perissodactyla, Rhinocerotidae.